AAAUUAAAAGUGUUAAGUAAUAUUAUUAAUGGCCUUAAAGAAAUUCAUCAAAAACAGAUGGUUCAUCGUGAUUUUCAUAUAGGAAAUAUAUUAUUUAAAGAAAUACAUUUAUUCACUUCAAAUUAUAUUUCAGAUAUGGGAUUGUGUGGAGAAAUUGGUAAUAUAGACGAAACAAAUAUUUAUGGAGUUAUGCCUUAUUUAGCUCCCGAAAUAUUAAGAGGAAAACCUUAUACUCAAGCAGCAGAUAUAUAUAGUUUUGGUAUGAUCAUGUAUUUUACAGCGAUUGAAAGACAACCUUUCUCCGAUUUUGUACAUGAUUCUCUUUUAGUAUUAGAUAUAUGUAAAGGAAUUAGACCUGAAAUAAAUGAGAAAGAAGCACCUGGAUUUUAUAUUGAUUUGAUGAAAAAGUGUUGGGAUUCAAAUCCGGUCAAUAGACCGAAUGUUGCUGAAAUAGAAGAAACUAUU
Molecule: messenger RNA, 465 nt
Organism: Rhizophagus irregularis DAOM 181602=DAOM 197198
Lineage: Eukaryota; Fungi; Glomeromycota; Glomeromycetes; Glomerales; Glomeraceae
Source: RefSeq, a predicted model, not a curated record